Guyanagaster necrorhizus is the source of this 2550-nucleotide messenger RNA. RefSeq lists its product as uncharacterized. The coding region runs from base 1 to 2550 and encodes 849 amino acids. The transcript is spliced from 22 exons. Lineage: Eukaryota; Fungi; Basidiomycota; Agaricomycetes; Agaricales; Physalacriaceae. Gene Ontology annotation, molecular function: ubiquitin protein ligase activity; metal ion binding. Gene Ontology annotation, biological process: protein ubiquitination; negative regulation of gene expression via chromosomal CpG island methylation. The record is from RefSeq and is a predicted model, not a curated record.
AUGGAUCGUGCACUGGCGACCGACGAGCGCAAUGACGGUCCCUUGCAUGUCUGGCAAUCUCUAGUCACCCAACAGUCUGAGUUAUUCAACGAAAUAGUCAUCGAGAAUGAGCAACUUCAUAGCCGGGUCCAAGAGCUUGAAAGAGAAGUGUCUGUUUGGAAGCAGGGAUAUAUCAACGCAGAAAAUCAAACGGACUCGCUGCAGAAGGAUGUGGCCCACUUACAGCGGAUGAUUGAAUCACUAAAAGAAGAUAACCCGUUAAUUCUUGCGCUCGUGGACGGUGACGGCAAUAUCUUUUCCGAAGACUUGCUCCGUCAAGGGCAGGCCGGAGGACGAAAUGCGGCUCUGAUGCUCACGAAAGGUCUAACCGAACAUACAGCGACAGUUGAUGCACGUAUAUCUGGCCGUGCCAGAGUGUGGCUCACCGUAUAUUGUAACAAGCAAGGCUUAUCUGAUACAUUAAUCGCCAACGACGUUUGUACAUCGGAGCAGUUUGAAGCCUUUUCCCUGGGCUUGAGUCAGGCGGCUCCUUUAUUCUCGAUAAUUGACGUGGGCCCGGGUAAAGAGGCAGCGGACGCAAAAAUAAAAGAGCACCUGCGUCUAUUUACUCGCUUUCCACAGACAUUCUUAGUAUAUUUUGGCGGCAAGUCAUUCGUUCUACUGUAUCGUGCCAUUCUGACAUCGUAUGAAGGCGCUCAUGACAAUGGCUAUACGUCCACUUUAGCUUCACUGCAAAAUGAGGGCCUUCUCGACAAAAUUGUUCUCCUUAGGGGCUAUAAAGACCUGGCCAUAGAAUUGAAACAUCUGCAGCUCCCUGUUGUGGAAGUGGAAGGUGUUUUCAGAUCGACCAAAAUGCAAGGUCACACCAGACAUGGUUUACAAAAGCUCGCUACCAGUAUGACCUCCAAAAAAUCUAAAUUUGGUACCGACAUGAAUCUUCUCAUAAUAUCUCAUUUCAUUAAAUUCCUCUCUGAACAGCCGAUCAACAAACAUAAACCGCCGUGUACGUUUUACUACUUAGGGUUCUGCAAGCACGGUCCUAAGUGUAUUUUCGGGCAUGAUUACACCCUGACUUCGAGGGACCUCAUCAAAAUGCGAGAGAAUUCUAAGAAAUUCCCAUGUGCAAUAUUAAACAAAGGGAAAAUUUGCCCUUCGGGAGACGACUGCAUUUCUGGUCACUUCUGUCCCCGUGGAAAUAUCUGUUCUUUCUUCAAAGAAGGCAAAUGUAAAUUUGUCGGAAAGGACAUGCAUUCAAAACCUAAAUUUUCAACGUCUUCCGCUCCAAGUUCGAGUACAGCGGAUACAGGCGCUGACGAUACUUCGUCCCAAAAUGGCACUGGCACACCGUCAGAUGUUUUAAUAAAAUCUUUCAAUGAAGUCUGGACCUACAUCUUAACUACCGUUUUCUGUACCGAGCAUCUGUUGCAGGGUGACGAGACGCGCGGUCGUCACAAACACGAGAUUAACCACGUGUAUGCUUUUCCUAGACGUCACGAACUGUCACGACUUUUUUGGUUCCGCUUUCUUUCGACGUCUUUCCUCUUCUUCAUUUCUCAGAAUUCUGUUAUCAAAUGGUUUCAGCGUACGAGGUCCAGCGCAAUGCUAACAUUGAAAGGUUUGGAGAAUCGAGAGCUUCUAAAAUCCUUGGGGCUGGAUACACCGAUUUUUGAACCGAAAGAAAAGAAAAGGAAGCCCAAAGCCGUGCCUAAAAAACGAAAGGCUUCUCAGCUAGCUAACGAUCAUGAUCAGCCCUCUAAAGUCGCUAUAGUCGAGGAUAAAACCGACGUGUCUCCAUCUGAAAGUGGCGUCCGUCGCAGUGCACGUAACAAAGGCAAAGCGGUGGACUACAAAUCGGAGAAAACGGGAGAAAGUCCUAUGCCGAUCGCAUUUCGUGCUGGUAUCAGGACGUCUGGCAAUGAAGGGCCUUUAGGUAGUGGAGAGGGCGCGCAACGAAAACACAAUCCAAAAGUCUAUGGGUCUAUCCCUGGAAUUGAAGUCGGGACGUGGUGGGAGACAAGGCAGGCUUGCAGUAUUGACGCCAUUCACGCGCCUUGGGUUGGCGGCAUAUCUCCAGCUAAGGACGGGGCCUAUAGCGUUGCCCUCAGUGGCGGAUAUGACGAUGAUGUGGACCUUGGCUACGCUUUCACUUACACUGGCUCUGGCGGAAGGGAUCUCAAGGGAACUGCCGCACAACCCAAAAAUCUUCGAACUGCAGCCCAAAGCUCAGAUCAGGAUUUCAAUAACAAUUUCAAUAAAGCACUCAAGCGUUCUUCUGAGACCAAAAAGCCUGUUCGGGUCAUUCGUGGAUAUAAACUACGAUCACCUUAUGCCCCGAGCGAAGGAUACCGUUAUGACGGCCUCUAUCAGGUGGAAAAGGCGUGGAUUGAAAAGGGUCUUAACGCUGGAGGCCACCUUGUCUGUAAAUUCGCAUUCAAGGUCAACCAGCUUUACCCCACCCGUCGUGACACAUCUGAGGAUUCCGCUGAAGUCGAUGACAAACAAGAUGAUGCUGAAGAGAGUCUGCCUCGUGAAGCAGAAGAGGAAGACUGA